UGUUUGUUUGCAUCGUUUUUUUUAGGUUAUGUGGUGAGUUACAAGAAUUACGAAAUACUAUGACUUUAAAUAAUGUAUUAACCUUCUUUUCUUUAGUUUUUAUCUAAUAAACACAGGAGAUUAGGUGAAAUUUAUAUAAAAUAUUAAAACUAAGUGGAUUAAACGAUUUAAUGUACACAAGAAAAUGGACAGUGAUGAAUUAAUGCAAGUAGAAAAGUGAAUAGAAAUGACUUAUGAUUAAAAUAUUCAGUAGUUGAGGCAACGAAGAUUCCGUAGGUGAGGUGAAGUUGAGGACAGAGACACCGGGGUGGUGCUGCACUAUGCCCGGCACACGUUCCUGAUUUGUAAAGGUGCAGGUGGCAGAGGUGGGUCAGGGGAUGAGCCUUGAGGGUGGUUCACCUGUGAGUGCUCUCCUUCACCUGUCGUGACCUAACUCACCUCAAGGACCAGCACUACUACCACUUCCUCCACCCCUCUCCAUCUUGCUGCCCCCCCCCCUACACCCCAGGAUGGAACCUCUUGGCUUAUUAAGAUAAUUAACACUAAGACGAGGAGACACUGGAAGUAUGGAGACGGUAUGUGGAGACUGUCUGGAAAGUUAUUUAGUAUUGCGUAUGUGGAACAAUAAAAGAGGAAAAGUUACAGGUAAAGAGAAACAAAGAUAGAGGAAACAGGAGAGUAUGUGGAACAAGAAGAAGAUGAAAGUACCAGAUAAACACUAGUAUAGGAACGAGGUUUUCUAGAUUAUAUUUUGUGAACAUAUGGAAAAAGAAAACAUGAAAAUAACAGCAAAACAAUAACAGAAAAGGAGAGAGAACAGGAAAUAAUCCAGAUAUUAUCUAAUGGUAUGUAAGACAAGUGAAAGAUGAUAAUAACAUGAACAAUAACUAAGAGAACAAAUAUAAACCGUGUGUGUGAGCCUCGCAGGCAACAUGCCGGCCAUCAGGGGCGUGGAGGCCGACGUGGAGGAGAUCAAACUCAAGGACAGUUUCUCGAGCAAUAACUCGAAGGCUAAUGCAAUUGCUCGGGCCUUGAAGAAAAAGAUCUCGCUCACGAGGCUGACGUCCAGGUCUUCCCUGGUCGUGGAUAAAGACAAGGAUGAAAGGGAUAGGGAGAGACGCCCCUCUAGGGAUAGGUAUCCCACCUUCACCAUCGAGGACUGGGAGGAGGGCGAACACAAUGGCGCCUUCAGGGAGGACCUGGCGUACAAGGACGACUCAAGGGCGGACGAAAAGAGCGAGUUCGAGGUGGAUACCGACCUCGGGGAGGAUGGGGAGGCCGAGGGUGUCUCUCUGGUGGAUAAUGAAGACAUUCGGUCCGUCACCUCGAGCAAGAGGACCAGCCAGCUGAGUGUGGACCGGUCCAUGGUCAAGUGUGGGCGAGCCAAGUUCUUCAAGCGCCUCUCCGUGUGUGACCUCAAGCUUGCUCUGACGACGGAAAAAAGCAAUUGCGAAGACGACGGGCACAUGAUGGACCCUAAGGAGCGGGUGUUCCUGGAGGCGGCGGAGCGGGGAGACAAACACACCAUGAUGCGAUGUCUCUCCCCGCCCUCCGCCGUCAACGUCAACUGUACCGACAUCCUGGGCCGCUCAGCCAUCCAGAUCGCCGUGGACAACGAGAACGUAGAAAUAGUGGAGCUCCUCCUCCUUCAGGAGAACGUUAAGAUCGGUGACGCCUUACUGUACGCCAUCACUGAGGGAGUGUACAAGAUAGUCGAGAUGCUCAUCAACCAUCCCAGCAUCACUCCAGAGAUGCUGGCCAACGACUGGGCCAAGGUUCGCGCUGGAGGGGAGGAAUCAAGCGACUUUGACCCUAAUAUCUCGCCCAUCAUCCUGGCUGCCCACUGUAACCAGUUCGAGAUUCUUCAGCUCUUCCUGUCCCGAGGGGCGUACAUCGACAAGCCUCAUCCAUUGUCGUGCUGUUGCCGCCAGUGCACGGAAGGCUUCCAUGACGACUCCCUGAGGUACUCCAUGAGGCGCAUCCAUACCUACCGCGCCCUCGCCUCCCCAGCCUGGAUCUCCCUCACAUCCGAAGACCCCGUCCUUGCCGCCUUCAGGCUGUCGUGGGAACUGGAGCGGCUAGCCAGGGUUGAGAAUGAGUUCAAGGACACCUACCUGGAGCUGAGCGAGCAGUGCAAGAAGUACACCUGUGACCUGCUGCACCAGUGUCGCUCUACCCAGGAGGUCAUCGCCGUCCUCAACCGUCGUAGUGAAGAAGACUCUGAUGACGACGACGAUGACGACGACCCCCAACAGCAGCUGAAACUCUCGAGACUCAAGUUGGCCCUCAAGUAUGACCAAAAACAGUUCGUGGCUCACCCAAACUGCCAGCAGCUGCUCACGUCGGUGUGGCACGAGGGUCUGCCCAUCUGGCGGAGGAGGAACGCCCUGGUCAAGAUCCUUCUGUGCCUCUCCAUCAUCGUGUGUAUGCCGGUCAUCGCCAUCAUCUACCUCAUCUUUCCCAGGACCAGCCUCGGCAGGGUCAUCCGCUCCCCCUUUAUGAAGUUUAUCUACCACAGCGCAUCCUUUGGGUUGUUUUUGGUGCUGCUGGUGUUGGCCUCCACCAGGACCGAGGGCAGUGAGAGGCACCGCAGGAACCUUAGAGGUCCUGCGCCAACCUUCGUCGAGUGGCUUAUCUUCUUCUGGGUCACAGGAAUGGUGUGGGCGGAGUGCAAGCAGCUGUGGGAAGAGGGACUGACAGCUUACAUCCGUCAGUGGUGGAACUGGCUGGACUUUAUUAUGCUGUCUCUUUACCUCUGCACCUUCAGCCUCCGAGCCGUCGCCUUCAUCCAAAUCACCACCAACAAGUACGGUCCCAGAGAGGUCCCUCGCUCCCAGUGGCCAGCCAACGACCCGACACUUAUAGCUGAAGGAGUGUUCGCUGUGGCCAAUGUCUUCUCCUUCGCUAGGAUUAUUUACCUCUUCCAGACUAAUCCUCACCUUGGCCCUCUCCAAAUCUCCCUUGGCUGUAUGAUCAUUGAUAUUGCCAAGUUUCUAUUUAUCUUCUUCCUGGUGCUGACGAGCUUUGCUUGCGGCCUUAACCAGCUGUAUUGGUACUACGACCCCCCCAGCACCACCUACACUGCUGCUGACGGGGACACCUCCUGCCACACGGGCUCCGACGCCUUCAACACGAUCGACAAGUCCUACACCGCCCUCCUCUGGUCCCUCUUCGGCGUUAUCCCCCUGAAGGAGUUGUCAAACCGUCGGGACCACCUCUUCACGGACAUCAUCGGUCACUCGCUGCUGGGGGCCUACCUCAUCAUGGCCAUCACCGUGAUGGUCAACAUGCUCAUUGCCAUGAUGAGUCGUUCUUUCCAGAUCGUGGAGGACCAUGCCGAUCAAGAGUGGAAGUUCGCACGCUCCAAGCUGUGGAUGAGCUAUUUCGACCCCGGCUCUACCCUGCCCGCGCCAUUCAACCUCAUCAUCAGCCCCAAGGCUAUCUUCUAUUUCAUGAGGACUGUUAAGAACUGCCUCCAGUAUAUCUGCUAUAGGAGGAGCCGCAAACGCUCCGACAAGAGGAGGAGUUUUGCCAUGGAGAAAGGUGCAUUACAGGGUGGUCUCCCGUGUCGGAUGAGCCAGUCGAGCAGAUACGCAGAAGUUAUGCGUCGUCUCGUCUCCCGCUACAUCCACCAGACCAAGAAGCAGCACCGUCAGGAUGGCGUCAAUGAGGAUGAUCUGCUCGAGAUAAAGCAAGACAUCUCCAGUCUCAGGUACGAGCUGCGGGAAGACAGAAAACGGGAGACGGCGCGGGCAUACGGUCAGAUGGACUCCAUCAAGAAGGACAUCCUGCGACUCCUGAAGCAGAGUGGGCGCAUGUCGUCAAGAUCGGGUAAUGGGCGGGAGUCGGAGGGAGCUGUUGGUGGGGUGUCAGCCAACCCAGUCGUGCUGGCCACAGUGGCAGCGCCCUGUCCCGCCUGCGCCCAUAUUCCAGCCGCUGUAGGACUCACUAAUACCAGCCACCCAAGCCUAGGGACGCCUGGCAUCAUACAACAACAUUCGGUGGACCUGGGAAUGCUAGGCCGGGACCCCUCCUCUGGCGCUGUCGACAUUACCGUCACCCCAGCCUCCUCCCUCCCGUGCAACCUCACGUAUUCUCAAGCAUCGAUGGGUCUUCCUUCACCUCAAAGUCUUCUUCCCGCGGGUAACUUGACGGGAUGUUUGCUGGCGCCUCAGGAGAUGGAUUACCUCCGGAAGGAAAUAGUCAGCAGCCUGCGGAGUGAGCUGCGGGAGUUGCUGAGGGAGGCCCUGGCACGCGCCCUCACGCCCACGACCACUAUGGCCCCUCAAUAUUACUCGCCCACAACCACCCCAAACCCCACCCCACAAUAUGCUACUACACCUACCGCCCAAACUGCCCAGAUGGCCGCCCCACAGUUCCCCCUACCACCGGUGGCGCAGCAGAAGCAAUGCGGGCAAUGUCCACCCGCCUCUGGACCUCAGUACUCCCCGCCCUCCCCAACCUCUCAGCCGCCUCAACACCCCCACCUCCGAGUAACAACCUCUCUCAGUGACCCAGUUUCUCAAAGGUCAAGUUCUGGUCCACAGACCUCCCCUAGGUCAAGUCCAGUUCCUCAGUCCUCUCCAGGGUCAAGUCCAAUACCCCCACCUUGCCAGAGGUCAAACUCCAGUUGCGGAUUAAUUCAGAGGUCACAAGGAAGCUCCCAGUCUGGCGGCUCGUCGAAGUCAUCUACCAACCAGGUUCUUCUCCGCCCACCUAACGAGUCUGACCGUGUACACACGCACAUGUACACACAGCUGUGAAUGUUCACCUCCUCGCUGGUCAUGGUACACAAAUAUUCCUGUUCCAGGUGCUCUUAUCUUUAAAGCACGUGCGGCGCUUGAGCUUAAGGAGCGUCAGGCAACCAAUCAAAAGCCUGGUGAUUUUCACAAGUACAAUUUGAUUGGAGUCAAGUUCCUUAGGUCAGCUUAAAAGUGCCAUCCCAGGGUGUAGGCGGCUGCAUAAGACCAAAUUGGGUUGGUCCCCUUGGUCUAGGAUAAAGCCAGCCUGUAGGAAAUUAGAUUUAUCGCCUUUCGUGCGGAUGCCAGAAGGUGUUUUGAGAUUUCUGAAAUAUGGCAAUCAAAGCAAGACAAGAACCAUCAGGUGAUGCUUAAUCAACGUUAGUAACUUGGUUAAGGAGAGAAUGGACGGUUAUCUCAUAAUGGUUUCUGGCUCUGGCACGCCUGCGGUCCUGGUGAAGAGGUGCCAGUGUUUGGAAAGAGAUAUUUUGUUGACAGUCAGACACACAUUAUUGUUUGGCUGCUGCCUGAUGCUUUUUUAUAACAUUUCACUAGGUGCAAGGGCGCCGGUCUGCCCUCUCCGUAUUUAUUUUUGGUGAUGCGUCGAGGCUUGUUCGUGGUAUAAGAAUAAUAUUGUAUGCAGCACAGUUGAGUUAAAAGUGUUGUACUAAGUUGUUGAGGAGACAGGAGAGACAUUUGGUCCUUUAAAAUUUGUCCCAUAGCAGAGUGCUGCUAGGAGGACCGUUGUGAGAUCUGAUGUAGAUUUUCGGUUGUUUGUGAAGAUGUUUUUUUUUCUUUUUGCACCAGAUGAGACAAUGGUGGUUGAGCAAUAGGAGAAGAAUGAAUGUUUAGGAAAAUGAAGUGGCAUUAUUUUACGUAUAUGAGACAAAGGUUGGUGGAGGGUGACCACUGACACAGUGUGGUGGAGAGAGUGACUGUCUGUUUGUAGCACGAAAUUGUUGGGAGACAUAGAGAGGGCGCCUGUUAGCAGAGCUGUUGUUAUUGAUGAAUAGGCAAUGAGUUCCCCACCAGAAUGUUUUCUCGUGUAAAUAAUAUAUAUAUAUAUAUAUAUAUAUAUAUAUAUAUAUAUAUAUAUAUAUAUAUAUAUAUAUAUAUAUAUAUAUAUAUAUAUAUAUAUAUAUAGUAUGCUUAAAAAUUAAUUGCUGUUAAACUCUCUAUUGUGACUUGACUGCCAUUGACUGGGGAAAUGGCAAAGAAUCAAAUUUUACAAUGUUUUGAUGUUCACAUGUAAUUAUAAGUUUUUUUGAGCAAGGUGGACACUUCUGACUGAUGAUGAUAUGUACUAACUUAACAAGACAAAAAGACAGAGCCUGAGGGAGUAAUGUACUGAACAAGGACAGUAGACUGAGAACACUUCAAAUAUUUUCCACCUCAUGGUUCUGCUGAAGGUGUUAGCGUGCAUGAAACUUUAGCUUAAAGGUUUGUCACUAAAUAAAAUGUAUGAAUAAU
Messenger RNA from Homarus americanus (American lobster), 6209 nucleotides. Its product is annotated as transient-receptor-potential-like protein. Gene Ontology annotation, cellular component: cation channel complex; membrane. Gene Ontology annotation, biological process: regulation of cytosolic calcium ion concentration; calcium ion transmembrane transport; manganese ion transport. The transcript is spliced from 20 exons. Gene Ontology annotation, molecular function: inositol 1,4,5 trisphosphate binding; protein binding; store-operated calcium channel activity. Lineage: Eukaryota; Metazoa; Arthropoda; Malacostraca; Decapoda; Nephropidae. The record is from RefSeq and is a predicted model, not a curated record. Bases 933 to 4763 code for a protein of 1276 amino acids.